GUCAGCGCUCAUCGCCCCCUCUAGCGGAUCACUAUAUCUACCUUGUGUAAAAUUAGGAGUUACCGCCAGAAGACAUAGUGAAACUCAGGGUUUAUGAUGUAAACAUUCACGCAACUGCAGUUGCCACUACCAGUGCCAUUGAUCUGACAUCAAAGCCUGGGCUUAUUUGUUAAAGUCAACACUCAAGAUUUAAGCGUCCUAUAAUUUUUCCCAGCUAUGCCUGCAAAGAAAAAGAAUGGGUUCAUGAUAUUAAUGAUAGAGCUGCAAGAGGAAUUUCGCAGAGAUGGAAGAAAUGUGCCUAUGCAAGAAAUGCCAACUCUAGCCGCACCAAAAUGGAAGCUUUUGUCAGCGAUGGAGAGAGAUCGAUAUGAUAAUGAGGCAAAGGGAUUGAAUCAGCAAGCACGCAACAUUCAGCGCAAUGCUUUAGUGAUCACAGAUACAGGUGAAACAGAAGAACAGAAAAUGGAGCGAAAUAAGCGUGAAAGAGAGCUGGUCCAGUCAGAAUGGACAAGUAAACCGAUGGUAGCCAGGCAGAAGUUCUACCUGAUGAAUUGGCAGACUCUGUGCAAGACAGAAGAGGGCCAUUAUGUUCCGGGAGAGGUGGCCUGCGUCGAGUAUAGUCUUGAGAAGGGCAUUAUGAGGGAAUUUCACCGCUUCAUAGCUCCAGGUGAAAUCCCUAAAGGCUAUGCCUAUAAAUGUAAACAGACGUGUGAAGACACACACAAAAUACCCUAUCAAAAUUUUAAGCUGGCCAAAAAUGACUACAAGAACAUAUAUACAGAGCUGUGUAACUUUGUACGAAGGGACAGAGGAGACUGCAGUCCUGUCUACCUGAUGGUGUGACUACCAUGAUUCGAGCGAGGCGGAAACGCUCUACUGUGCGCUCGGAUUCUGUAAGCGCAGAUGCUUCUGUAUUUCCGAUGCACUGUGUCUCGUGUAUGCCUGUGAGAUUACACCUAGACACAUGCCCGAGCGACCACAGAAGCAACCCUUCACUGUCAUACAAGCACAAACCAUUCCAGAUGUCGCCCCGUUAAGAAUUCGCAUUGGUGGUGCUGCUGCAGCCACAGCAGCUCCAUUACCCGAGGCGCCUCCUGCUUACAGUCAGCCAGCCGCCAUCGACGACCCUGAUGACGUGCCACUGCGUAGACCUGUUGCUGCUCCACAAGCAAUGAUAGUGCAGCAGCAGAAGCUACAACAACAGCAGCA
This is a messenger RNA of Priapulus caudatus, 1209 nucleotides long. RefSeq names its product protein maelstrom homolog. NCBI's taxonomy places the organism in Eukaryota, Metazoa, Priapulida, Priapulimorpha, Priapulimorphida, Priapulidae. The coding region runs from base 217 to 843 and encodes 208 amino acids. The record is from RefSeq and is a predicted model, not a curated record. Gene Ontology annotation, biological process: male meiotic nuclear division; negative regulation of DNA-templated transcription; piRNA processing. Gene Ontology annotation, molecular function: sequence-specific DNA binding. Gene Ontology annotation, cellular component: nucleus; P granule. The transcript has 13 exons.